CGGAACUUUUUGGAGGACGACGGAGAGCAGGCGCGAAGGCAACGCAGCAGCUGUUGCAACGCGCGUACUGGUGCCGCAGGAGUCCUCGUGUGGCUGCCCGCAGGCAUAACAGCGAGGAGCGCUGCUGCCCCGAAUCAUCAUAGACAACUCCGCACCCGGGCAGCAUCCAAGCCACCAUGAUGGUCCUGCGCCUCAACACGUUGAUGGUCCUAGCGGUCGCCGCGGACGAGUGCAUGUGUCAAUUAUUUCCGGUGCGCGGCGGCGACGGGCAGCUCAAGUUCGCGGCCAACGACGACGGCAGCUGCAUCGCGGAGAAACUCUUCCGGGCGCCGCGGCUCGAGGCGGGCGAGGAGCUCAUCGUCGGAGACACUAAUGUUAUGGACCGAGUAGAGUCCAUCCAGAGUAAAGCCCUCCAAACGCGGGAACAGCUGGACGCGCGUGACGCCGAACUGGAGCAGGCACUGCAGGACACGUUGGAAUACUUAGAAGCCAAGUCCCUCGGAUUACAGACAAACCUGACCGCGACGCAGGAAGAGCGCGCCGCGGCACUUCUGGAGGAGAUCCAGCGCAUCGAGUCGCAGGAGGUCUCGGACGCCGAGAGCUUCCGGACGUCGAUCGAAGGUCUGAGCGAGAGCUUGGACGCGCACAAGGUCGCGUCCGACGAAAAGCUCGAGUCGGUCUCGCUAGCAGUUCGCGAGUCCGCCGAGGCGACGCAGACCUACCUCGAGGAGGCAAUCUCCGAGUGGGAUGUGAAAUUUGAAGAAGAGCGGGAGAGGGCCGCAACAGUUGCGACGGAACAUGCUAACGCCCUCGACGCAAAAAUCACGGAGGUGGAGACCGUGCGAGCCCAGGCGGAGGCCGUGCGUGACGAGGCCGUGCGGGAGCGCAACGCCCAGGUCGAUGCGGCGUUUGUAGACGCAACGACGUUGAUCGAAGCAAAUAAGAUCAUCGCGGCCGAGGACCUCGCCGCGGCCACGGACGCGUCGGAGAAGCGCUUCUCGGCGGUCGAGGCAGCGGCGGCCGCCGACAAGGCGGCCGCGGCGGAAGCGCUCCAAGCGCAGGAAGCGAUGGUCGCUGAACGGUUCUCUGGGGUUGACGAGCGGUUCACUGCCGAAACUGCGGCUCGACAGGCCGAAGCACUAGCCACGAAAGAGGAAAUCGACCAACAGCUCAAAACGAUGGAAGAGGAGCGCGUGAAGAGGGAUGAAGCCUUCAUAGCUGACCAGGCCGCGAAGGAGGCCAAGCGCGCCGAGGCCGACGCGAUCCGCAAAACGGAGAUCGACACAGCGAUAGCUGAGGUCGACGAGCGGCGCGCAAAAGACAAGACCAGUGCCCAGGACCUACGGACAGCGGACCUCGCCACCAUCGAGCAGCGCAACGCCCAGGUCGACGCCGCGCUCGAGGCCGCCCAGGCCGAGGUUGAUGACAAGUUCGCGAAAGCCGAGGCGAGCCAACUCGAGGACAAGGUCGAGCUGCUCGAGGCGGCGGCCCAGAGAGACAAGGUCGUGGACGAAAAAUUUGCAGCCGCUGAUGAUAAAUUCGCGGCUGUGGAGGCGCAGAGGCUCGAGGACGCGGCGGCGGCGGCCACCGCUCAGGAGGCGCUCAAAGCCGAGGUCCAGGAGAAAGCGGCGCAAGCCGCGGUCGACGAGAAAUUUACGCAGCUCGAGACCGUACGCCAGGGCGAUCUGCAAGACGCGGAGGAGAAGCGACGGCUCGCGAGUGAGGCCGUCGAGGCGCGCUUCAGCGCCGUCGACGAACAGCAGGCUGCGUCGACCACAGCUACCGAGGAGUUAUCCAAGCGGCUCGCCGACGUGGAGACCGUUGCGGUGCUCGCGGACGAGACGAACGCGGCUCAGGACGAGAGGCUGUCGACGCUGGCGACCGAGACGGACGCCAAAUUGACGGCAGCGCAGGAAAAGGCUCAGGAGGUGGCGACGGCGCAGGAGCAGGCGAUGACGGAACGCUUCGAAGGGCUUGAGGCUCAACGGCAGGAACGCGAAGCAGCUGCUCUAGCGGACCAAGCCAAGCGCGACGAGGCGGCGGCCGCCGAAGCACAACAAAGGCAGGAAGCCCUGGACGCGCGCUUCACGGCCAUGGACGAGGCGCGUGCCGCGAAGGACGCCGAGGAACGCGAAGCCCUCGACAAACGGUUCACGGAGCUCGAUACACAGCUUGACGAGAGACAGAAGGCGACGGACUCUAAGUUCGAGGAAUUAUCAGAGCGGCAGACGGCGAUGCAGACAGCGCUGGACACUACGUUCGAAGAUCUCGACAAGCAACGGGGUGAAAAAGACAAAGAGGUCCAGGACAAAUUCGAGGCGAUCGGCACCACGAUCACGGAGCUCGAGUCCCAGCGCGAGGCCCAACGCACGCAGGACGAGUCCCAGCGCGAGGCGCGCGCAAAAGAAAUCGACUCGAGGUUCGACGCCGUGGAAGAGAAGCGGCUGGCCGACGACGAGCGACACGCGGCGCAGACCGCAGCCAUCUCCAAGGAGUUUGAAACGGCCGAGGAGAACAGGCGGACCGCCGCUGCUUCCGCGGCGGAGGCGUUACUCAAACGCGACGAGGUCGUCGACGGCAAGUUCCAAACGGUCGAACAGACACACACUGAGUUCGUGAGCGCCAUGGAGGAAACGUUCGAGGCCCUCGACGUGGAGAAGCAGGAGCUCGUAGGCCGCGUAACCGAUGUGGAGGCGAUCGCCGUGCUCGCAGAUGAGACUAACAAAGAGCAGGCGACGCAGAUCGAAGCCGCUGAGGCCAAGGCCACGGCGGUUGCUGAGGCGACGGCGGCGCGCAACGCCGAAGUCGACGGCCACCUGCAGCAGCUGCGGGACGACGCGGCCGCCGUCGCGACGGCCGAUGCCGAGAGGCAAACGGCGCUGGACGCUCGGCUGACCGAGCGCGACACGAAAGUCGACACUGCGCUGGCGGAGACGGAAACCAAGCUCACGGCGGUCGACACGCGACACGAGGAGUUCGUGGGCGCGAUGCAAGAAACAUUUGAGGCGUUCGACGUCGAGUCGAAAGCCAUUGAGACGCGCCUGUUGGAGAAAAUGGACGCGGUGGAGGCGGACCGGCUCGAGCGGGAGGUGGCGUCCGCCGAGGCGCUCGAAACUUGGUUCACGACGCUGGAGGCGGAGCGUGUGGAACGUGAGGAGGCUGCAGAGGCGGCUCGGGUCGAGCGUGAGGCGACCGCGGCGGCGGCGCUGGCAGAGCGGGAAAAGGCCCUAGAGGAGCGCUUCCAGAAGCUCGACGACGAGAGGAUCGCAAGGGAGACAGCGUCCAAGGCCGAGCUCGAGGAGCGCUUUGCUACGCUCGAUGCUGAGAGGCUCGAGCGCGAGGUGGCGCUCGAGGAGCGGUUCCAAAAGCUCGACGCCGAGCGGAUCGAGCGGGAGGCCGCUGCUGCGGCCGAGGCCGAAAAACGGGAAGCCGCGCUCGAGGCGAAAUUCGCGGAAAUCAGCGCCGACAUUGACGCAAAAGCCAAGGCCGCGGAAGACGCGGCGGUCGCGCGCGCCGCGGAAAUCGAGGCCGCACUAACGGGCGCCCUGACGGAGCAGGAAGCAAACUGGACGAAGCGAGCAGACUUCGGCGACUCCAUCUCCACCGCGCAGCAGAGCCUCCUCGACCAGGUCCUGGCCGUCCUCGCGCGCGACACGGCGGCCGAGGUGAAGGCCAUGCGCGACGCGCGGGCGGCGAUCGCCGCGGUCAAGGCCUAGGCCCCAGUUUAAGAAUUACGAUAGA
This is a messenger RNA of Pelagomonas calceolata, 3741 nucleotides long. The record is from the annotation of a GenBank genome assembly. NCBI's taxonomy places the organism in Eukaryota, Pelagophyceae, Pelagomonadales, Pelagomonadaceae.